GUGUCUGGGGCGGAGGAAAGGCUGCCCAUGUUCUGGAAAAAGGCAGAAGAGUGGGCACCUUGCAUAGAAGCAGGCAUCAAAGAAUUGUCUGGUUUGGUGCUGGAUGAGGUCAAGAAAUUGAAUGUGAAAGUGCAGUGGCAAGAAGACCGAAAAACCAUCACCCUGAACCUGUCAUCCAGACUCAAUGACCUUGCAUUUAAAUGGAUCUUCACAUUAAACAGAUUGUCUGAUGACCUGUUUCGUGAACAUUGGAUAGUACCACUAGUUAUACAAAUGCAUCAUAUGGGCAUAAUUAUUAAACAGCUCAAUACAGACCUUAAAAAGAAGACUGAACAAUUGAAGGACCUUACACCUGAUAGUAAAAAUAACAAAAUAAUUGGUAAAACUAAGAAGAAGGAUGUGAUAGAUGCCUCAGUAGAAGCAUUGAUGGUAGAAGGCAAUUGGACUGUACUGCAGGACCAUCUUGUCAAUUUUCCACAUAUAAUGAAACACUUAUCAAGCAAAAGAAAAAGAGAGUUAGAAGAAAGCGAGAAUCCACCAGGGGCAGCAAACACUACUGCUGCUGCCAAUAAAGGUCAAAAGAAAUGUAAGGAGGAGGAGGAAGAAUUUAAGAGGCUGGAAAGGGAGAAAGAGAAGGAAAGGAGAGCCCAGAUACAGGAAAUUCAACAAGGACCACCAUUAACACAAGCGCCAAACAAGAAAAGAAGAAGAAACUGAAUAUUUGAUUAACCUUUGAAGAAAUGGUACAUGUGAUAUUAUUGUGAUAAAUGAAUAAUGCAGAUUUUCAUGUGGUCACAAGAUUUUGUUAUAUUAUGUGCUAUGAGCAGUAGAGGCUUAUAUACAAGCCUGUAAAUUAGCAUCAUAGUAACAAAAAGUGCACUGGGGACAUUACUUCACUGUAAUUUUUAUUUGUAGUCAAAUAUUAUGAUGAUCAAAAUGUAGUAGUUACAAGCACCUCUUUUUAUAAAGUGAAUUUUAGACAUCUGCCAAGUGAUGAAAGUACAAAUGACUUUAUAUGGUUGAAUGCAUGUGAUUUCUGUCUGACAUUCUUUUCUAAUGGCUUUUACAUCUGAAUUUUAUGUGCAGAAAUAUAACUCAUGAAAACUUGUAAUGUAAGAGAGGCAUACAUCAUCCUAUCCAGCAUUUGUGGGUCUUUCUCUAUCAUCCUUAUGUUCUGGGAAAGGGUGAAGGGGCACUUCCUUAAAUUAUCAGUUACUCUGGAAAUUAUUUUAUGAAAGUGUUGUAUUUAAUAUUUUAUGUUCUUCCUUUUUUAACGAAUUUUAAUAAAGGUUUUAUAGAACCCUUAUAUCUAGUUUAAGGCAUGUAAUACUAAUAUAACUGUAAUGCACAGAAGUCUGGUUUCUGUUUUGAAAAAAAAAUAGCUAUGCAAAAUAUUCAUGUAUGGAAAGAAAGUGUGUCAAAACAACAUAAUAUUAUUAUUGUUGUUAUUUUAGAUAUAGCAGGUUUGUACGGUGCUUCUACCAUGUCUUUGAACAUUAAUAUUGAAACCUUGUAUGUAAAGCAUUCAUAUUGCAGCUUAUUAUACUGUACUUCAUCACUUUAUUGUAUUUUGCUGUGCAUUCAGUAUAUUAAGUGGACUAAUCUUAUACUCUUUUAUGAUUGCCAGUUAAUCUUGAUUACAUAUUUGAAAGGAAUAUAUAUAAUGAACUACUUCCUAAUAUAUAUUUCAAAUAAAGAAGAGCAAAGAAG
Penaeus monodon (black tiger shrimp) is the source of this 1710-nucleotide messenger RNA. RefSeq lists its product as uncharacterized. NCBI's taxonomy places the organism in Eukaryota, Metazoa, Arthropoda, Malacostraca, Decapoda, Penaeidae. The record is from RefSeq and is a predicted model, not a curated record. Bases 28 to 717 code for a protein of 229 amino acids. The transcript is spliced from 6 exons.